Pleurotus ostreatus (oyster mushroom) is the source of this 651-nucleotide messenger RNA. RefSeq lists its product as uncharacterized. The record is from RefSeq and is a predicted model, not a curated record. Lineage: Eukaryota; Fungi; Basidiomycota; Agaricomycetes; Agaricales; Pleurotaceae. Gene Ontology annotation, cellular component: nucleus. The transcript is spliced from 6 exons. Bases 1 to 651 code for a protein of 216 amino acids.
AUGGAAGAGUCAAUGGUCCCCUCGCUUUCAUCUGGAGCCGUGGGCUCUCGGUUUGUAUCCCAAGACGACGUAGAAACGGCAAGGGCCCGCAGGGAUGAACAGUGGAAGGCUGCCUACGCCAGGCAUGUGCCACCCCCAGCACCGGUUGAAGAUUCAUACGACGGCCGCAGUCUCGCAGAAAAACUUGCUGCAAAUAAGAUUGCGAAACAAGAAGAAUGGGAGGAAAAGACCAAGCUCGCUAACCAAUACCGAGCCUUGGAGGAAGACGAGGUCCUGUUUCUCGACUCGAUAAGGGAACGUCAGGAAGCAGAGGAACGCGAACGGAAGGAGCAAGAUGGAGAAGAGGUCCGCAAUUUCAAGGAAGCUGUAGCGGCACGCGCGACUGCAAUCAACCAGCCUCCGGCAUCCGCUUCUACCUCCAAACCCACACCACCUCCCAAGCCCAUCGUUGCGCCCGCAGUCAAGAAGGACGCGAAGCGAAACUUGAAGGGUGUCAUCGUGAAGAAAAAGGCAAAGCCCGCACCGGCGAAGGCCGCUGAGCCGCCAUCUACAACCCCCGCACCCGAUUCAACUAGCGAAUCGAACGGCAAGGUCACGGAGAACGACGAAGACGCGCCUGCUGCAAAGCGGCGUAAAACCUCCACCUCAUAG